AUGGAGGCGGGCGGAUUGGCCGACUCGCUUCUUUCCGGAGCUUGCGUGCUCUUCACCCUCGGCAUGUUCUCCACCGGCCUCUCGGACCUCAAGCACAUGCGGAUGACCCGGAGUGUGGACAGUGUCCAGUUCCUGCCCUUUCUCACCACGGAUGUCAAUAACCUGAGCUGGCUGAGUUAUGGGGCCCUGAAGGGAAACUGGACGCUAAUCGUCGUCAACGCCGUGGGUGCUGUGCUUCAGACCCUGUAUAUCUUGGUGUAUCUGCACUACUGCCAUCGGAAGCAUGCUGUGCUCCUUCAGACUGCAACCCUGCUGGGGGUCCUUGUCCUGGGUUUUGGCUACUUUUGGCUCCUGGUGCCCGACACUGAGACCCGGCUUCAGCAGCUGGGCCUCUUCUGCAGUGUCUUCACCAUCAGUAUGUACCUCUCACCACUAGCUGACUUGGCCAAGGUCAUUCGUACUAAAUCGACCCAACGUCUCUCCUUUUCACUCACCAUUGCCACCCUCCUCACCUCUGCCUCCUGGACAUUCUAUGGGUUUCGAUUAAAAGAUCCCUACAUUGUGGUGCCCAACCUUCCAGGAAUCCUCACGAGCUUCAUUCGCUUCUGGCUUUUCUGGAAAUACCCCCAGGAGCAAGACAGGAACUAUCAACUUCUACAAACCUGAGGGAGUUCACCUGACCACUGGGCACCUUAAUGCCAACCUACUACCAAAGAAACCUUGUUUCAUAUCUUCCUGCUGGUCACCUCCACUGGUGAAGUGCGUUGUGGUAAAGGAAAAGAACUGCUUUGAGAAUCCAGGGACUAAAGAAAGGGCUUUACUUAGAAGACUGGAUGGAACCUGGGAGAUGAAUCACUUUUUUUUUUUUUUCAAGAUUUUAUUUUUUAAUUUGGGAGGUCGGGGGAAAUCUUUAGAAUGUGCCUUAAAA
Messenger RNA from Lipotes vexillifer (Yangtze River dolphin), 928 nucleotides. It is a transcript of the gene SLC50A1, whose product is annotated as solute carrier family 50 member 1. Gene Ontology annotation, biological process: carbohydrate transport. Gene Ontology annotation, molecular function: sugar transmembrane transporter activity. The transcript is spliced from 6 exons. The coding region runs from base 1 to 666 and encodes 221 amino acids. Lineage: Eukaryota; Metazoa; Chordata; Mammalia; Artiodactyla; Lipotidae. The record is from RefSeq and is a predicted model, not a curated record. Gene Ontology annotation, cellular component: membrane.